GACGUUUUCCUACGAUCAGUGGUCUCGUUUCACGCGUCGUGGAAUGUCUUGAGCAUGGACAAGAAGGUAGGGGGGGGAAAAAAUGGCGAGGACGCCUCGCAGUUUCUACUGUUUGUGGUGUUACAAUUUUAACAAAUAUUGUGUAUUUUACGUAAAAAUGAAUUAUUUCAUUUAAUUUUUGAUUGCGAUUAAGAUAUUAUGUUAGAAAUGUGAUAUUCGAAGCUAUAUUUACAACAACGAAAGAAACUUCACGCAUUUUUGUAUCGAAUAAGGCUGUGAAAAUGUCUGAUGAUUACAGUAGAUCCGUUUUAAGGAUGGUUGUUGCCCAAAUCUGCCAAACUAUCGGAUGGCAUUCAAUUAAUUCGACACCAUUAGAAUUUAUGGUAGAUCUUAUGGAAGAAUAUAUUUUACGUAUAUCAAAAUUUACACAUCAAUAUGCAGAAGUUUUGGGAAGAAUAGAACCUAAUCUUGAUGAUUUAGGAUUAGCUUUUAAACAUAUGAAUAUUGAUAUACAAGAAUUAGCAGAAUAUGUUAAAAAUGUAGAUUCAGUUCCAUGUACUAUUGCUGUACCAAAAUUUCCUAUGAAACGUGAGAAUCAUUUAAAUUUCCUAAAGCCAGGCAGUCGUGAAGUAGUUACUAGAUCUGUACAUAUUCAUGAACAUUUACCAGCUAUGUAUCCUGAUACAGAAGAAGAAUACAUGACAGAUAAGCCAGAAAGUUUAACAAACGGUGUACAAGAUGUAGCAUCUUCGAAUGGAACAUCAACACCGAGUUCAGUGGAUGUUUCUCCUCAUAGGAUGUCUCCGCAAGUGGUUUUUAAACGACCAGGAGAUCCUGUUUCCUUUGAAAGUCCUAUAGUGAAACGUGCAAAGAUAUUAGAAGAAGGUAGACCAUUGCGUGAGAUACACAGCGUAAUGAUGACUACAUCUGGUUUUUUAUCCCCUGCUCGGGAAGGAAAACUUCCAGAAGCAAGAACACCCCAUCAAACGUGCGCAGAUUCCCCUCAACCAAGUUCUUAUCCUAUGGUUCCACCUGAGCUGAAAUGUGACAAAAAACCAAAGAAGAUUAUAAAGAAAAUACCAGAGGACCGUAAGCUUGAUAAAGAAAAUAAAAAGAAAAACAAGACUAAAGAAUUGUUUAAACCUGAUAAGAUAGAUGAUAGUAAAAUAAAAAAAUUAGCCGGUAUGAAGGAGUUAGCUAAAUUAAAGCCAUUAAAGCCAGGUGGUGGUAAAUCACAAACUAACUUAGCAGGUCCUUCCAGUAGACCGUCAACUCCAAAAUUGAUACCAUCAAAAUCAACAGGUAGUCCAAAAUUACCUAAAACUAUUCAACUUAAAGCAAAACCAGAAAAAGUAAUAGAUUUAACAAGUAGUCCACCAUUACCUGAAAGAAAAGAGGAUAAUAUCGAUAAACUACCAUCAGAACCUGAUAAGCAAAAAUUAAAUAUUUUCAAAAAAAUAUCUAAACCUAGAGAGGACAAAGAGAAGGAAACGUCAGAGCAACACAAACAUAAAGAACUUGAUUCACGAGAAAGUUCACCCGGUUUAAUCAUUGAUGAGAACCUUGAAAAACAUGCUCAUAAAAAUGAUACGGAGGUUAAAAAAGAAGAGAAGAAAACACCACAUACACCAGACGUUCAUGUUCACCCAGAUAGUGACUUGAUUGACAUACAAAGUCCAUCCUCAGAUGUCUAUAUGUUUGAUGAUAUGUCACCUCCUGGAACUCCUAGUACACCUAAAACUCCAGAGCUUAAUGUUCCUACUCCCAUUGAUCAGAAAAAGAAAAAGAAGGAGAAGAGUAAUAAAAAGAAAGAAUCCAAAAUUAGGAGCCCUAAGCGUUGUGUAAGCCCAAAAAAGACAAAACUUUCUAAUGAUGGUGUGGAAGUAGAUGUAAUGGAUAGGCCCAAAACUCCACAAGCACCUGAACCUCCAGUGCAUAGAGAACCAAAUCUUCCUCCAACAUUACCAUUUCCAUUCUUUCCAACAUUUCCAGCUGCUCCUGGUCUAAUACCUCAUCCAAUUACUCAUCCAAUAUUUCCAAGGUUUCCAUUACCUCUGGGAAGAGGUGGACCUGGUCCACAUCCAGCAAUGCCGAAUUUGCCUUUGCCACCCCGUUUUCUUAAUCCAACUAUAAAACCAGAAGAUUUUGCAUUAUCAAAAAUAAAACCCGUGGAAUGUGAAAAAUCGCCUAGGGAAAUAAUACCCCCUAUAAUGAAAUAUGACGCUAUAGAAAAGGAAAAAGCAGAUAAAAUUAAGGUGGUUAAACAAGAUAAAGAGAUAAUUACACAUACUCCUGGAAAUAUAAUUGCACCGCCCAUUGUUUCUGCACCUGCUGCACCAAUCAUACCUAUUGCACCUGUACCUGUUGUGCCAUUAUUACCUUCAAAGAAAUCUAAAAUUGAUAAAGCUGAUAAGGUUGAUAAGAAAUCAAAAGAGCAUAAAAAAGAAAAGAAAGAUAAAUUAAAGAAAAAGAAAGAUAAAAAAGAGAAACAUAAAGAAAAGGGAGAGAAGGUAAAAGAGAAAAAGGAUAAAGCUGAUAAAAAGGAAAAAGUGGAAAAAAUAAAAGAAAAGAAGGAGAAGAAGGAAAAGAGGAAAGAGAAAGAAAAAGAAGAUAAAAAUGCAGAAGCUGUACCAAAAAUUACAUUAAAGAUAGGACCUGCAUCUCCAAGACCACCUACACCAGACAAUACAUUAAUGAAGAAAAUAACAAUUAAGCCAUUGUUGAAAAAACCAGAUGAAGAUAUAAAAAGAGAACCUAGUCCAGAAUUGGCCAAAAUAUCAGCAUUGGUAACACGGCCGCCGAAGCAAAAGUCAGCAAGUAAGAAAAUAGAGGAGGGAACAUUAGAUGGCAGCCCUGCUCUUCAUACAGAUUCUUCUUUCUCUCUCAAUUUUGCUACUGUGCCACUUGCAACAGUUCCUCGAGCCAAAAAAUCUCUGUUUAAAAAUCUAUCCCAAAGAGAUCCAACACCACCACCACACUUUGAUCCUUCUCCUAAACUCCCAAGUCCUCUACUUGCGCAACAGCAACCACCACCAUUUUACUAUGAUCAAGGAGGUCGUCAAGUAUGGAUAUGUCCUGCAUGUAAACAGCAGGAUGAUGGAUCACCCAUGAUCGGUUGUGAUGACUGUGAUGCAUGGUAUCAUUGGGUAUGUGUGGGACUACAAGUGGAACCAGCUGCAAAUGAAAAUUGGUAUUGUAGAUCUUGCAUUACCAAAAAACAGGAACUAUAUCAUGAUAAGAAAAAGAAGAAAAGGAAGAAAAAAGUGAAAACAGCAGCCUAGUACAAGCUAACCGGAUCUUCUGUGAGGUCCGGUAUUACAGUUGCAACUAGUACCAAAGUUAAAUUGAAGGAGAAUAAAAUGAAAGGCUUAAAAAGCAAAAAAGUGUCUAAAACAGAUGUAAAAAUGCAAAUGAAAUCUUUAAAAGGUAAACCUAUUACAGCUAAAGGAAAAGGCACAAAAAGUUUAAUUAAAACUAAGGCUGUUAAAAAGAAAAAUAAGAAAACAAAAGAUGGUGCAAUCCAAUUAAAUUGAUAAUAUUGAAACUAAUCUUUUCCGAGGAAUAGUGAAUGCAAUAUAUUUAAUAGAUAAAUUUAAUAUUUUCUUAAAAAUUUCAUUUUCAUAACUUUAUAGGUACUUGACUUUUCUUACAGCAGGUUUAUUUUACAGCAAAGAAAUUGGAAUUGAAUCAUCAAAUCAUUAUAAUAUAGAAUAGUUUCUGCACGAAUAUAGUACUUGUUUUAAAAUACCUAAAUAUUCGUUUAAAUUCUAUAAAUUUAUGAUAAUUAUGUAGCAUGUAAUAUAUUUUAUGUUUUAUGUAUCUUUAACAUGUUCACAUAAUAGGAAAGAAAUCUUUGCAAAAUAAUGUAUUAGAUACUGUUACUUCUUAUUUAUAUGGAUUUUGUUAAUGCAUUGAACAAGAGAAGAGCGUGCAAAGGUAUACAUAAAAACAAAAUGAAAAACGUAGAGAACUUAUUUUAUAUUAGCUUUUUGUUUAUAAUCUAUAUGCAAGCAAAUAUAUUUCAAAAUGUAUCAAAUAUUUUGUACAAAGUUCGAAGAGGUCUCAUGAUACCACGAUUGUUUAUAUA
Vespa mandarinia (Asian giant hornet) is the source of this 4087-nucleotide messenger RNA. It is a transcript of the gene Taf3, whose product is annotated as TBP-associated factor 3. Gene Ontology annotation, biological process: positive regulation of transcription by RNA polymerase II. Lineage: Eukaryota; Metazoa; Arthropoda; Insecta; Hymenoptera; Vespidae. Gene Ontology annotation, molecular function: protein heterodimerization activity; transcription factor binding; p53 binding. The record is from RefSeq and is a predicted model, not a curated record. Gene Ontology annotation, cellular component: transcription factor TFIID complex.